This is a messenger RNA of Jaculus jaculus (lesser Egyptian jerboa), 3168 nucleotides long. It is a transcript of the gene Trim26, whose product is annotated as tripartite motif containing 26. Lineage: Eukaryota; Metazoa; Chordata; Mammalia; Rodentia; Dipodidae. Bases 166 to 1803 code for a protein of 545 amino acids. Gene Ontology annotation, molecular function: zinc ion binding; protein binding. The record is from RefSeq and is a predicted model, not a curated record. The transcript has 9 exons.
GUUCUUCGCUUUCCGCGUCCAGCUCGGACUCCAUCCUUGCUGGUUCGCACGCACAACCUGAAGUGAGCGUGCCGGGAUGACGUUCUGGUUGCUUGGAGCCUUGUAGGUCUGGUCUCUCAGGAGAGAAGCCUCACCAGGGAACAGAGACCCCUGAACUAAGGCGCCAUGGCUACAUCAGCCCCCCUGCGGAGCCUGGAAGAGGAAGUGACCUGCUCCAUCUGCCUUGAUUACCUGCGAGACCCUGUGACCAUCGACUGUGGCCAUGUGUUCUGCCGCAGCUGCACAGGUGACAUCCGUCCUAUCUCAGGGAGUCGCCCUGUAUGCCCACUCUGCAAGAAGCCUUUUAAGAAGGAGAACAUCCGGCCCGUGUGGCAGCUGGCCAGCCUGGUGGAGAAUAUCGAACGACUGAAGGUGGACAAAGGCAGGGAACAGGGCGAGCUGGCCCGGGAGCCACAGGAUGUGAAGUUGUGUGAGCGGCACCAGGAGAAGCUGCACUACUUCUGUGAGGAUGAUGGAAAACUGCUGUGCGUGAUGUGCCGAGAAUCCCGGGAACACCGGCCCCACACAGCUGUCCUCGUGGAGAAGGCUGCCCUGCCACACAGGGAAAAAAUCCUGAACUACCUGAGCACCUUGAGGAGAGACAGAGACAAGAUUCAUGGCCUUCAGGUGAAGGGAGAAGCGGACAUCCUUGCUGCACUGAUAAAACUGCAAGAGCAGAGGCAGUACAUUGUGUCAGAAUUUAAGCAGGGCCACCAGUUUUUGAAGAAGCGGGAGCAGCACCUGCUGGACCAGCUGGCCACCUUAGAGCAGCUGCUUACUGAGGGCAGAGAAAAGUUCAAGACCCGGGGUGUCAGUGAGCUAAGCCGGCUAGAGAUGGUCAUUUCUGAGCUGGAGGGUAAGGCACGGCAGCCUGCUGCAGAGCUCAUGCAGGAUGCCAGUUUCAUACAGGAUACCAGGGACUUCGCCAACAAGUAUCCACGGAAGAAGUUCUGGGUUGGGAAACCCAUCCCUCAUAUGGUGAAAAGGAAGACAGGAGAGUUCACAGAUAAAGUCCUCUCUCUGCAGCGAGGCCUGCGGCAGUUCCAAGGAAAGCUUCUAAGAGAGCUGGAAUAUAAGACAGUAAGUGUCACCCUGGACCCACAGUCAGCCAGUGGAUACCUGCAGCUGUCAGAAGAUUGGAAGAGUGUGAUGUAUACCAGCCAGUACCAGAGCAACUCCCUGUACCCCCAGCAGUUUGAUUGUGAGCCAGGGGUGCUUGGCAGCAAGGGCUUCACCUGGGGUAAGGUGUACUGGGAAGUGGAAGUGGAAAGGGAAGGCUGGUCUGAGGAUGAGGAGGAUGUGGAGGAGGAGGAAGGGGAUGAAGAGGAGGAUGAAGAGGAGGCUGGCUAUGGGGAUGGAUAUGAUGACUGGGAAACUGAUGAGGAUGAAGAAUCGCUGGGGGAGGAGGAAGAGGAAGAGGAAGAAGAGGAGGAAGAGGAAGCUCUGGAAAGCUGCAUGGUAGGAGUGGCCAGAGACUCUGUCAAGAGGAAGGGAGACCUCUCUCUCCGGCCAGAGGAUGGAGUUUGGGCACUGCGGCUCUCCUCCUCUGGUAUCUGGGCCAACACGAGCCCUGAGGCCCAGCUCUUCCCAGCACUGCGGCCCCGCAGAGUGGGCAUCGCCCUGGAUUAUGAAGAGGGUACUGUGACAUUCACCAAUGCAGAAUCACAGGAACUCCUCUAUACCUUCACUGCCACCUUCACCCGGCGCCUGGUCCCCUUCCUAUGGCUCAAGUGGCCAGGAACACGCCUCUUGCUGAGACCCUGAGCCCCAGUGCCUGCCUGAACCCCACAUAUCAACAGAAGCUUCACUUCUCUGAGAUCCCUGGAUUCUGAUGGGGGAGGAUGCCUGGCCAGCACAAACUGAAGUGGGAAGAGGAGGGACCCUACAUAAUGGCCACCCACCUCCCCAUCUCAGUGGCCAGAGACCUCGGAGGUAUCACUCAUCUCUACUUCCCAGUUGGGCUUCUCUUCCUCCUACUUAUUUCCUAUGGGACCUUCUGCCCCUGGAGUCCAUGGGGCCUCCCUGAGUGCCCUUUGUUACAGUUCUCUCUGUUGAACAGGGCUGGGGCAGGAUUUUGUGAUCCAGUUGGUGUCCAAUGCCAGCUGGUCUUGGGUAAAACUACUGAUGAGACCUAAGGCUAUUUUAAUGUCCUCAAACCCAUAGUUUCCCUUUGCCCAAAGCCACUGUGCUGCCACUGUCCCUGGUAUUUUAAACAGACCUACCCUUCUCAGAGUUAAACACUGAACAUGCUGGAAUACGCUGAAUCAAAAUCCACUGAGUCUUCCCAGGCCAUGUAGGUUGUUGGCCUGGAGUGCCAGGGAAUUGUCGUCUGACAUGGUGAAGAGUCCAUGCCAAGCCUGGGUCUGAGUGGUUGAAGAGGUGGUAUUCCCCAGGGCAAGUGGUAUCUCAGGGGAGGAUCUAGAUAGGUGUGACUGUGUUACUUAACAGCUGUAAUCAAUGAUCAGUGCAUUAUUUCACAGAGUGAUCCAUGUAAGGAGUUUUUUUUUUAGAAGAAUUUUUUGCUCUUGAUCCAUGUGUAAAAUCACUGGGGUGGGUGCUUUCACCUGCCUCGGAGUCUCAGGCCAGUUUCUCCAGGAGGGAUUUCAGGUUUCUGUUGCUGGUUGUACUGAGUGUCCAGACUCACUUUCUUAGGAGAGGGAAUAGAAGUGGGAAGAUGGCUAUGAGGAGAAAGGGUAGGUAGGCAGAGGAGUCCAAAGAAAUGCCCCGAUCUUCUUGCAAGGAGGAGAGGGCUUGCAGUGUCUGUCCACUGCCUACUGGCUUAGUCCAAGUCCUUUUGUACAGGGAUCCCAGGGCUCACAGGUGACCACCAGCUCCUGCUCUAGCCAAAGUAAUGUCUCAUUUUUUUGUCUUUAAUUCUGUUCAUUUUUUGCCUUUUGCCUGUUCAUCAAGCAUUAGCUCUUACCCCUUGUCCCAAGAGUCUGUUCCCAGCUACUCCUGGAGUUGCACGUUUGUGUGUCACAAGCUGCCUGCGUCAUGUGUAUCUUAAUUUCUGCCUCUAGUUUUGUAAGCUUCUGGAGGGCGACCCCAUCUCUUAAUACUUCUUUUAUCAUAGCACCUAGUGCAGUGCUGGGCCCUGAGUAGGUGUUCAAUAAAGACUUGUUGAAUGCA